UCAAGUUUCUCUCUUGAAAAAAGAACCAAAUUUUCAGGGUAAUUGUGUUAUCAUUUUUUUAAUUUGUUGUGGUUUAUUUGAUUUGAUCUUCUGUGUAAUUGAUAUUAGUAUGAUUAAUUAAUGUGUUAGAUACAUUAGUAAAGGGUUAAUUAUCUUAUUUUUAUCUUUGUUUGUGGUCUAAUUUUAUCUGGGAUUGGACUCAUUGGAGUACUAAUUGAAUUUUGUGAAUUGGGAUAUUAUUGAUGAAAUGACAGUUAAUUACUAUAAAAAUAAUGGUAAUUUUGCUGUAAUUUCUGUUCUGUUUGACUGUAAUUGCAGAAGAAAAUCUGACCAUUCAUGAUGGAAUAUAUUAACAAUUUAUUUUUUUUAUGGGCACAAGUGCAAUGGUCUAUGUCUAUGGUGUGAAUGUGAUCCUGCUAUUCCAAGACAAUGUCACUAUCCAAAUUCACAGCUUUGUUACUCCGUCAAUCCGAUCACCAUGUCGUCUGCGUCCGAUCAACUCGUACCCUUUGAUCGGAAAGUCAAUUUUCGAAAAUGAGAUGUAAAACAUGUAAAAAUCAUAAUGAGCAAAUUGUGAUCGAGUACAUAUGAAUAUGAUAUGAUUUCAUUUUCAUUUCAUAUUCGUUUCCAUAUUGGUACGUCGACGAGUACAUAGAAAAAUUCAACAAGAAAGUCUCACACGAAGACGAACAACGAAGAAGAACGCAUUAGUUGAACAAAGCCUAAUUCACAUAUAAAGGGUGUGAAUAUUACCUAAUUUCAUUUCAAAUUAUUCAAUUUCAAUUCCAAUUUCUUCAAUUUCAAUUUUUUUAUACAAUUUUGGGAUGAUUUUUUGUUGAUUGCAUCGCAAGUUUUCUCCGCCAUUAAUCCUUCAAUUUCGACCUUCGUAAUUUCUCUCUCCUCUGUAAUUGUUGGCGAAAUUUCUGGGUUGAAGAAAUUUCUGUAAAAAAAAAUGAAGACUUCAUUGAAGAAAUUGCUUAAUCAUCAUAAUAAGCACAAUAACAAAGACAGAAAAAUUCAGCCUCUUGUUCAAUUGGAUGAGCUUGCUAAAGCUUCCGAGGCUAUGCAAGAUAUGAAAGACUGUUAUGAUAGUUUGCUUUCAGCUGCUGCUGCGGCAACAAAUAGUGCAUAUGAGUUUUCUGAAUCAUUGCGUGAGAUGGGUGUUUGCCUCCUUCAGAAAAUUGCAUUGAAUGAUGAUGAAGAAUCUGGUGAGUUUUCGAAAUUCGAUUUAAAUUCGAUUUGAUUUUCAUCUCUGAGCAGGCCACUUGAUUCAUCACCAGGACGAGAAAUAACCAACUUACUUCUUAAUUGAAGCUUAGCAAUAAGAGUUCUUGAUGAUGACCCUGUGCUCGAGUUUGUUGAAAUCUUGAUCCAAUCUAUUUUGCAUCAAUUAUCCAAAUUGCGUAAAGAUUGAGGAACUUAAUAAUACUUGAGUUUAAUCAUCUACUGUCUUUACUAGAUAGAGUAAAUGUCAAGGCCAGCAUUAUAGUUACUACAGGAGAAAGUUUAAAGUCAAUCAUUUCCAAAACUUGCACGAAAUCACACAUGAGAAAAAGAGUACGCAUCAUCAAAUAUAAGAGUAAAAAACAGGUUGAAUCCCAUCAUUCUCUCUCCUAAACAAUAAAUCCAAAGGCAGGUGAAUUCAG
This is a messenger RNA of Chenopodium quinoa (quinoa), 1646 nucleotides long. RefSeq lists its product as uncharacterized. The transcript is spliced from 3 exons. Lineage: Eukaryota; Viridiplantae; Streptophyta; Magnoliopsida; Caryophyllales; Amaranthaceae. The coding region runs from base 953 to 1243 and encodes 96 amino acids. The record is from RefSeq and is a predicted model, not a curated record.